AUGCACCCCUUUUCCAUCCUCACCCUUGGGAUCUUCGUCGCGGGCUACAUCACCGCCAGGUGGGACCUUGUCACCCGUCUUUACGAAUUGGCCAUUUUCGCGUGGGAUCACGGCGUCGUGACACGCACGUUGAAGGGUUUCUUGUUUCUGUCGGUCUUUUUCUUCCUCCUGGUACUUCCCAUUCAUAUCUUGGCUUCAAGGGAGGGCACUUUGCACCCGCGCCACACACCGGAGGAUGACAACAUGAUCAUGGGUGAUGGGCUAUUGCGGGUAUUUUGGCCAUAUGACCUCCCGCGAUCCUCGUCGCCCGGAGUGAUAGUUGGAUGGCGGAACUCGGAGCCAGAUCUAUUUGUCCUGACCGUGCUGGAAGAUGUUGAGCCACGGAAUGUUGACAAUGCGCUCCGCGCUGGGAUCCUCUUUCGAAAUGCCCCGCAUCCAAUUGUUCGCAUCUUCAGCCUUUGUGGCAGAUCUCAAAUGCACGUCCUCGGUUCAACAAACUCAAGCGAUGCUCCGACGUCUUUCAACCCCGCACAUCUAUAUGUGACUACGCAUCCGCCGUCGAAAGCACCGCAGAUAUAUUGUCCCCCGGAAGCCCAUUUAUCGGUUCAGGUGAUCAUGUUUCAUCGACCGCAUCCGACGCGCAUGGAGUAUAUGUCCUUGGAUCCGAUCUCUCUUGCGCUAGGAGAUAAAGUGAAGGCGAUUGAGAGAGUGGGUGCAGUUGCGAGCAAGGUCGAGUCUGAGGAGGAGAAGGAGAAAGCUAGGGCUCAAAUCCUGGUUGACAAGUUGAAGUUCCAUACGGUGGUCAAACAUGUUCCGUCGCAGAAGGAGCAGGCUCUUCCUCUGAUUGUCAACCAGGUCAAUUGCGCCUACGAAAUGAGUCAGUUGAUGCAUAGAAACAGUCAUCUGAUUGGAAUUCGAGCUAAACGGAGCAUGAGCGUUGGUGAGCGUGUUGUGGAAUCUGCUACGACCUUGUGGGGACUUCUUGUUCUCUGCGUGGCUCAUGUAUUCUGGCAGUGCUUCUGGCCCGUCCUCACUAGGGUUUUUGUUAUCGGACUCGUGGGUCAUCGGUCAAUUGCGGAAGUUGUCUUACAAGUUCUGGAGUGGCGUGUCAGACCGGAUGCUGCUGCUAUUAAGGAUAUAUCGGCAACUGCGCAGCAGGUUGAUAUACGGCUACAGCAGUUCUGUUACUGGCCGAUUCAAUAUGUCAAAUUGCGUCAAAGAAAGGACAAUUGGGAGAGUGUGACGACUAGCCAUCCGGACUAUAUCCGGUUCUACAACAGCCUGUGGCUUGUGGCAAAUGAUGUGAUCAUUGGAAUUGCUCUCGGAUCAUAUAUCAUCGACAACGCAAACUGGGUGGCCUCUCAGAUCAACCUUGUUCUCACUGGCUGGACUGUUGAAGGCCUCCAACGCACAAUUUCGUGGCUGAUGGACUGGCCUGCCGGUUUGAAGUUGAACAACGAGCUUGCAGCCUUCCUCGGUGAUCUCUUCCUCUGGGUCAUUGAAAAUUGGGCAGCCUGUAUCGCCAACCUCCAACCCUACCUGCCUGCCGUCAUAUACGUUGUCGGUUGUUCCAGUUUCGCAGGUGCCAGUAUGCCCAUCGCCCUUUUCUCUGACCUUCUCUCUAUCCUGACUGUCCACAUCUACUCUUUUUACAUCGCUUCUGCCCGCAUAUUCAACUGGCAGCUCACCAUCAUCAUCUCACUCUUCCAUCUAUUCCGCGGGAAGAAGCGAAAUGUGCUUCGCAAUCGAAUAGAUUCAUGCGACUACGACCUCGAUCAGCUUUUGCUCGGAACCAUUCUCUUUACAGUGCUUUUCUUCCUUUUGCCGACUGUGGUGGUUUUCUACUUGACUUUCGCCUCGGCCCGAAUGUUGAUCAUUACUAUGAAAGCCGGCUUCGAUACCUGUUUGGCGUUCCUGAACCACUUCCCUCUAUUUGCGCUGAUGCUACGCGUGAAAGACUCGAGGCGACUACCAGGUGGUAUCCGCUUCGAGCUACGGGACGAAUUGGACAAAAAAAGUGAAGAUUCUGAAUCUACCUUUUCUUACAUCCAUCUCGAGUCUAUUCCGCUUCCGCUCCGUGCAAUGUUCGACCAGUACUUCCAACUCGGCCACCGACUAAGAAAACACUAUCUCGCACCACGAGUUAUCUUCUGCCUCGCCACUGGCCGCUUCGUGCCACCUAUUCACCGCCGUAACUUGUAUAGCAUGCAAUACAGUAUGCUUCCUGCGCACCGCGUUGGAAUGGCUGAGGUGUGGGCUAUGCUCACCCAGCCGAAGAAGGAAAACGGUGGGGAGCAGUAG
Molecule: messenger RNA, 2301 nt
Organism: Penicillium maclennaniae
Lineage: Eukaryota; Fungi; Ascomycota; Eurotiomycetes; Eurotiales; Aspergillaceae
Product: phosphatidylinositol N-acetylglucosaminyltransferase
Exons: 6
Coding region: 1-2301 (766 amino acids)
Biological process (GO): GPI anchor biosynthetic process
Cellular component (GO): membrane; endoplasmic reticulum
Source: RefSeq, a predicted model, not a curated record